This is a messenger RNA of Cuscuta campestris, 1012 nucleotides long. The record is from the annotation of a GenBank genome assembly. NCBI's taxonomy places the organism in Eukaryota, Viridiplantae, Streptophyta, Magnoliopsida, Solanales, Convolvulaceae.
AGAACUCCUAUUUUAUUAUAUUUUUAAUCUUUUUAACCAAAAAUGCAUAGCCUGUGCUUCUAUUCCCGUGGUUAUCAUUUGGACUGUAAAUAGUCCUAAAUACGGAGUGUUUUUGAAGGUAUUUGGGGACAAAUAUGGAGCAGAGAUUGGCCAAUGAAUGGAGGAUGACUGUGAAUGAGAAGAAGUUCAUUGAAACUGCAUUGCUCUCUGACAUCAGAGUCGACCGCCGGCAGCCUUUCGAUUACCGAAAACUCACUAUCAAGUUCGGUAGAGAAGAUGGUUCAUCGGAGGUGCAGCUGGGGAAAACUCAUGUUAUGGGGUUUGUGACUUCGAAACUAGUGCAACCUUACCGAGAUAGGCCGAACGAGGGGAGCUUUGCAAUCUAUACAGAGUUUUCUCCAAUGGCUGAUCCUUCCUUUGAGGCAGGUCGCCCUGUAGAGUCUGCUAUUGAAUUGGGACGUAUAAUUGAUCGUGGUCUAAGGUGCUCACUCUUUCUUGAGUUAUGAAGGAUGAUAAUUUUAAGCGAUGUCCUUUUGAUCCCUCAAGUUAUGGUGGAAUAAUUAUGUGACUCCUCAGCCAUUCUGCUAAGUUUGGUACUUGAGGUGUCAGUAAUGUUGUUGAACCCCCCCCCCCCUGCGGCCCAGCAUAGUUGUGAAAGGCAGACCUGAGGUGCGAGGCGCAAUAGACUGGCAAUCACACUACCUGAUGCAGGCGAAACCCCUGAUCCGUGCGCAUCAUCACAUAAUGUGAUGCUUCCCGCACCUCUGGAACAUUUUUCUUUUUUUUUUGUAAAUUGACUUUAUAAAGUUAAGGUUACAUUAUUAUUUAUUAAGAUGCCCAUCCCAUACAUGGAUCUGUAGACACCAUUGUAAAUUACUUCUCUUUGGCACACGACAGCAAGAAUUUUCUUCUUCUCCUUUGACACACCACAUGUCGCAGAGGAUUUGCAGCAACACUCACAGGCUUCCUCUUCUUCAUCCAGAUAGUCGGAUACCCACUAUGUAGUUAUGUU